AUGAUGGGUCCCCAGCAAGUGGGGGAAGAGCUGGAGCCCCCCUWAUGCGCCGUGCUGGACGAAGCCACGGACCCGAGCGUGGCCGAGGAGAGCUGGGAAUGUGUGCGGCGCUUCUGCGAGCAGGUGAACGCGGACGCCGACGGCCCGUCGCUUGCCCCGCGGCUGCUGGCACAUAAGAUCCAGUCGCCCCAGGAGAUGGAGGCUCUGCAUGCCCUGACCGUGCUGGAGACCUGUGUGAAUAAUUGUGGUGAAAGGUUUCACAGUGAAAUAGCAAAAUUCAGGUUUCUGAAUGAGCUGAUAAAAGUGCUUUCCCCAAAGUACCACGGAGCCUGGUCUUCAGAAAAAGUCAAAUCAAGAGUCACAGAAAUAAUAUUCAGUUGGACGGUUUGGUUUCCUCAGGAAGUUAAAAUCCGGGAUGCUUAUCAGAUGCUGAAGAAACAAGGGAUUGUGAAAGAAGAUCCUAAAUUGCCGGAAGACAAGAUUUUACCUCCUCCUUCUCCGAGACUUCGGAACUCCAUUUUUGACACAGAUGAAGAGAAAUCCAAGCUCUUAGCGAGGCUUUUAAAGAGCAACCACUCUGAGGACCUGCAGGCUGCCAACCGCCUCAUCAAGAGCAUGAUUAAGGAGGAACAAGAAAAGUCAGCUAAAGUCUCCAGAAGAGCGAACACAAUCAGUGAGGUUUCUGAGAGUGUUAAACUCAUGGGUGAAUUACUGGACAGCUACAGGAGACAAGAAUUAUCUCAAUCUGACCGUGACACUCUACAGAAUCUGUUUGAACGCUGUGAGAAGCUGAGGCCGCUGCUCUUCCGCCUUGCCAGUGAGACAGUUGAUGACGAUGAGGCAUUAGCCGAGAUACUGCAGGCCAACGACAAGCUCACGCAGGCCCUGGGACAGUACAAGCAGGUCGUGGCCGCGCACGAAGGCAGCGGCGCCGGGGCAGCCGCCAGCCCCGCUGCCGCAGCAGCGUGCCAGACGCCCCCACGACGGAUGAAGAGCUACACCCUGAUCGACUUCGCGGAGCUGGAGGCCCCAUCCGAGUCCUGCACGGACCAGUCUGCAAAGACGAGCCCUGCCUGCCGGCACAGCAGCACGACCUCCACCUGUCUGCUCGAGGAGGACUUAACAUCGCUAGAUUUCAACAACUCUCCUGUUGUAGAAAAAUCACCAUAUGAUUUGGGCUUAGCAGAGGCUGCUGUACACAAUGGAUACGGUGAGGCUGUAAGUGCUGUGCAAACACCGGGGCUGAAGGAGAGCCAGGAGGACAACUGCUUCGAGAAGAAUGUGUUUUGGGACCCGUGUAAGCAGCUGUCUCCACCUUCCAGGAUGAAGACAUUAUCCUUGGAUUUAUCACCAAAGAAACUGCCCUUUCCAGACCUUCCAAAUAGCUCAGUGGCAGAAACUCCAUUCUCCAGCCUAGGCUACGAGCUGAAGCCUCCUGCCUCUCUGCAUCCAGCCUCUCAUGAUGCUUCUCUAGCAAAUGUUUUUGUCCCUUUAAUUUCAAUUACACCAAGCAGCAUCUCUCCUCUUACUGUGUAUGACCAGCAUGGUUUCAAGGCCAUGCUGCACUUCUCCAGAGACCCAGCUCCUGGCCGGCCAGAUGUGCUAGUGAUGGUUCUUUCCAUGCUCAGCACGUCCGCCCAACCAAUCAAGAACAUCGAGUUCCAGGCUGCUGUCCCAAAGACCAUGAAAAUAAAGCUGCAACCAGCGUCCGGCUCUGAGCUUCCCGCCUUCAGCCCGCUCCUUCCGCCGGCAGUGCUGUCCCAGGUCCUGCUGCUAGCCAACCCGCACAAGGAUCCCAUCCGACUAAGAUACAAAUUAAUGUUCGUGCAAGGUGUGCAGCCCUUCAGUGAGGUGGGAGAGGUGACCGGCUUCCCAGAAGCUGAGCUCUGGAGCAGCAGCUGAACGUCCUGAGCCUUGGACAUUGCCGUGUUGCCUUAUCCGUGGGCAGGGAGUGUGGCCGGGAGGGCUGGCCUGGGCUCAGCAAUGGCUCCUUUCCUUGGCGUCUGCUGUCUUCUCCUUGCCCUGGGUUUCCUUGCACGUGUCUGGCUGGGGGCUGUGAAGUGGCCGCUUCUGCCUUGCUCUUUCUGUAGAGCUGCCCCUGCUUUACAGGCCGUUGUGUCCUGUAGAGCCCUGACGUGUGGGAGCCGGGUUGCUUCUAUCAUGCAGUGUUUCCUUCCAUGUUUUUCCUGCUGCUUUCUGGGCCCAUCUUCCCUCUCUUGCUUUACAUCUUGUCCUGAGUGAAAAAGACCAUCAUAUGUCAGCCCUUCUGGCAGGCUGC
Messenger RNA from Nothoprocta perdicaria, 2278 nucleotides. RefSeq names its product golgi associated, gamma adaptin ear containing, ARF binding protein 2 (gene GGA2). Gene Ontology annotation, biological process: vesicle-mediated transport; intracellular protein transport. Gene Ontology annotation, molecular function: small GTPase binding; phosphatidylinositol binding; ubiquitin binding. NCBI's taxonomy places the organism in Eukaryota, Metazoa, Chordata, Aves, Tinamiformes, Tinamidae. Gene Ontology annotation, cellular component: trans-Golgi network. The transcript has 17 exons. The record is from RefSeq and is a predicted model, not a curated record. Bases 1 to 1902 code for a protein of 633 amino acids.